This is a messenger RNA of Spirometra erinaceieuropaei, 972 nucleotides long. The record is from the annotation of a GenBank genome assembly. NCBI's taxonomy places the organism in Eukaryota, Metazoa, Platyhelminthes, Cestoda, Diphyllobothriidea, Diphyllobothriidae.
AUGCUCAGCAUCUACACCAUGCUGAGACCAAUGCAGCUGCGCUGGAGCGGCCACAUAAUGCGCAUGGACGACGAGCGACGACCCAAACGACUCUUCUAUGGAGACGUCGCGACGGGCUCUCGCCGCCAAGGAGGUCAAAUGCGUGGAUACCAGGACACUCUGAAGUCCUCCCUGAAGCGCCUGCAAAUCAACCCUACAAAAUGGGAAGAACUCGCCCGCUAUCGUCCGACAUGGAGGAGAACAGUGAAGACAGGCGCUGCUAUCCACGAAGCCAACCGCAUCGCCGCCGCCAAAGUGAAACGUGAAGCUCGCAAAUCACAUCUGCGCCCAGUACGCAACGCCGACGCACAAUCGCUUCUAACGUGUCCUCGAUGUCAACGAACAUUUCGGGCUCGAAUCGGACUUGUUGGACAUCUUCGGAUCAACUGCGCCUCUCGAACUGCACACACCAUCGUCCCCCUGCUCGCCUCUUCCUCGUCCUCUCCGCCGCCAACUAAAUCUGACGAUUCUUCUGAACCACCAUCAUCAUCCUCCUCCUCCUUCUCCUCCACCACUGCCCCAAAAACGGCUGUUCAGGCGGCCGUCUUGCACAUCACCAGCCUUGACACAACAACCGACACCAUGCCCACCUCCCUCGACUCCAGCGAUGAGGAUCGGGACUACACCUGCCCUGACUGCGACCGCACCUUCACCUCACACAUCGGCCUGGUCGGUCACUUGCGAAUCCAUCGCACAGAGACUGGUGAACCAGUGCCUGGAGCACCAACCUACACCCACCGCACCCGCCCCCACUGCCCACACUGCUCUCGCACCUUAAGGCAUCGAUUGGGCCUAUUCGGCCACAUGCACAUCCACGAGAGCGGAAGUGACCGCAGUACCGACUCAUCGAUCAUACCAAAUCCCGCCCCCUAUUCAUCACCCUGCCCCCCCACCGCCCUUCCCGCAACUGACACCGACACUGUCGACCUCUGA